UCGAAGCGCGCACAUCACGUCCCAUCGCUUCCACUGCGCUUUUACGCACGACAUGCACUUGCCAUAACGCUACCGGGAUUUCCCUUUGCCUCGCUGCUGAUUUUUCUGGACUAUAAACCUGUUUUUGGAAUACAUUUGUUUUGGACCACAUGAAAAGUUAACUCGAGAAGAGCUCGGAGAGUCCACGUGAGGAUGGAGACGUUGUUUUACCUGUUGGCCCUCACGUUCGUCCGGGUGUGCUGGGGCCUGGGAUACACCGACACCGGAGUCCAAAGCUACCAAACCGGACAGCGUGCCGCGAGUCGCCACAGGAAUUGGUGUGCAUAUGUGGUAACGCGGACUGUGAGCUGUGUGAUGGAGGACGGCGUGGAGACGUACAUCAAACCUGAUUACCAGCGGUGCACGUGGGGCCAGUGUCCCAGAGUGGCAUACCGCACGUACAGGAGGCCGCGGUAUAAGGUGGCCUAUAAGAUGGUGACAGAGAUGGAGUGGAAGUGUUGCCAUGGUUACUCCGGAGAAGACUGCCACGAGGGGCCGAGGGUCUCCACGACGACGCACACGGGACGGCCCAGAGUCACCCAUACGGGGUACAAUCCUGGAGGAGGAGGAGGAGGAGGAGGAGCAGGGGGGCAAAGUGGCGGAGCAGGGGACAAUGAGAAAAUCCGGGCGCUGGAGGAGACCAUUCGAGGCCUGACCAAAGACCUACACAACAUGCAGACCACCAUCAACGGCAUCAACCAAAAACUUCCUGGUUUGACUGGGAGCAUAAUCCCGUCUGACUCGGCACAGCCUCACAUGAAAGAAACCAUCAACAACAUUCAAAACAAACUGGACCACCUCUACAACAGGACGGAGGUUCACGACCAGACGCUGCUGAACAUAAACAACCAUCUGGUGAACGGAGGGAACGAGCUGGAGGGCGGAGGCCGAGGGGGCGGAGUCACAGGGACUCAACUGAACACUAUGAAGGAGCAGAUCCUCACAGAGCUCGAGAGGAGGGUCACUCUGUCCUGCUCCGCUUGCCAGGCUGGAGUGGAAGACCUGAGGCGGCAGCAGCAGGAGGACCGCGAGCGUAUUCGGGCUUUGGAGAAACUGGUCAGCUCUUUGGACCAACACGUUCGGACGAGCCUCGACAUCACCCGCGCCGAAUCCGAGCGCUCGAAAACCUGCUGCGACUCCCUCAUCGAGCUGGAGAAGAGGCUCACCGACACCGAAGCGCGGGUCACCUCCACGUCCAACAAGUGUGACAUCAUCAAAGGUCGCUUGGACAAGGAGCUGGCGGGUACAGGCGGUGGCGGGAAGGGAAGACUUACUGAAGACAAGCUGAACGGUAGACUGAGGGAGUUGGAGAAAAAGUUAAACAAUACGAUGAGGAAAACGGAGCAAAGAUUUACAAACACUGGCAACAACUUAAAAGAUACCGUACAAAGAGAUGUGACCCAAUUGCGUAACUUAGUGCUUGGACGCUUGGACGAUAAUAGCUUCAAAAUUGGAAAGGUUGAGCUAGACGUUGCAGUUCUUGGAGAUACAGUUAGGGACCAUAGCAGGCGUUUGAACCAUCUCGAAAAUAUCACAUCAUUCUUGGACAAAAAGCUGAGAGAAACCACCAAACUGUGCAACGAGACUUGUGCAAAGAAGACGAAGGACACCCACAAAGCUGAAGACACAGUUAAGACUUUAGAAUGGAAAGUCAUCGCCAACCAGGAUGAAAUAAGAAAAUUCAACACGAGGUUAAACGAUUUAUCGAUUUCCGGAGAUUCGCUCGUUGAUAAAGUGAUAGUUUUAACGAACGACGUGAAGAAAAUCAAAGGUAUUACAGGGGACAAUGGCGAACGCUUCAAUCAGAUAGUGACAGAAGUUGAAACCUUAGGACGAGACCUUGAAGAUUGCUCGGUUUGUAGUCGAGUAGAAGAUGAUUUGAGAAAAUUUAGCAACACCACAUUAACAAGUCUGAACAAAUGUCAAACAGAACUGACCGAUUUGAGACGCAAAGUGGACAAUGAAGAGUCCACGUGCUCCCAAGUGUGUUCCAAUCUCCAAGAGGAAGUAGGCCGUCUGAGGGAGGAGGUGGAGGAGUGUACUGGACAGUGUAAAGUCAACAUCAAUGAUCUGAAAAACCAACUGGAUGGACACAAUGCUCAUAGCGGGAAACUGGGAGGAGAUUUGAAGUCCAUACAGGGAGAACUGGACAGGGUCAGAAACACGUUCAUCUCUCUCAAUGAUACGCUAAAGGGUCUGGGUAGAACUGUGAAGGGCCACGGCAACACACUGACCGAUCUGAGCAACAGCAACCGCAACAUACUGACAGAGGUGGAUCAGUUGGAUAAAGACCUGACUUUUCACACUGACGAUUCCAAAAUUCGGUUCGGAACCUUGGGAAAAGAGAUCGAAAUCCUGAACCGCAAUUACCUGUCAGAGGUGGGAGAGUGCCGGCGCUCUAGUGAUGGCUUGGACCGCAGACUGUCCAAACUGGAGGGCGUAUGUGGGCGGUUCGACUCCUUUUCGGACACUUUGGAGAGGAUCAAGGAGGGUCUGAAUCGUCAUGUGACCGGGCUCUGGAGCUGUGUGAAUGGGUUAAACGCCACAGUGAUUGGGCACGGGGAGGUGAUCCACGAUAUCAGGGACGUUCAGCUGGAGAAGGUUCGAUCGAACAUAAACAAGCUCAACAACUCGCUGCUCAACUUGGCCACGGAGUUCAACAACUUUGUAGAACAAGACUUUAGUGGUCCUCCAGGUUUGCCAGGUCCUAGAGGAGAGAAGGGAGACCGUGGACCACAGGGUGUGGCCGGACCCCAAGGCCGAGUGGGACCCCAAGGACGAGAGGGCAAACAGGGGCCAAUUGGACCUCCAGGACUCAGAGGGGAACAAGGUCUUCCAGGCACUGAUGCCCAUGUGCCCCGUCUCUCCUUCUCUGCUGCUCUCACUCAACCAAUGAGAGGAUUUGGAACUAUCCCCUUCAAUGAAGUCUUUGUCAAUGAGAAUAAUGUUUAUAACCCGAGAACAGGUUACUUCACAGCUCCAGUUCGAGGAAAGUACUUCUUCAGUGGCAUUCUCACUGGUCACAAGAACAUGAAGAUUGAGGCGGUCCUGUCCAAAUCCAACAGGGGCGUGGCGCGGGUGGAUUCGGCUGGGUACCAGCCUGAGGGUCUAGAGAAGCCCAUGGCAGAGGCCAAGCAUAUCCCUGGAGCUGUAGCUGUGUUCAACAUCAUCCUGGACCUGCAGGCAGGGGACACAGUGUGCAUUGACCUGGUGACAGGACGACUGGGAUACUCCUCUGAACCUUUCACCGUCUUCAGCGGGAUGUUACUGUACGAGACGCAGUGAGAGGGCGCUGUGAGGGGACGCUGUGAGUGGGAGCUGUGAUUCUUUUUGUUACAGGCAUGCAGCCAACCAGAAGAAAUAGAGUCAUCAAAAUAGAUAAAUAUCAGUAUCACAGUAAAUGAGGAGACAAGAUGAGGAGACGACAUGAGGAGGGAUUAAAACUGAAACAGAGACAAAAGACUCUCAGAGCCACAGACUCUACAUGUCUAAGACUGAGCAAAUGAAGAAUGAGUGAAGACUGAAUGGAACAAGUGACUUAUUAUAUUGUACUGUAUUUUGUGCUCAAAGGCAGCACAAUAUGGCAUUUUACUCAAAGAGUUAAGCUGAAAGGUUUUCCGCUUUUUAUCAAUGACAUAAGCUCUAAGCAAAUUUUUGCAGUGCAAAGCAGAGUGCGUACAUUUUAAUAAACAAAAGGGCAACAGUAGGACUGUGGAGAAGACAAAAGGCUUAUAUACAGCUGUUUGAUUCAUAUGCUGCAUUUUACCACACCAGCUGAAGUUUAGAGAGUGUAUUAGGCCAAUAUGGGACUGGUCUUGACUCAUGUUUGUUGUUGUCAUUGCCACAUUUCAAUGAUAAUACAAUGAGAUUUUUGCAUUUAUUGGCACAUACUAUGUAUAUAUGUAUGUACCCUGUACUUCUUUGAUUGGGCGAGGUGAUUUAAUAGUUUCUUUUAUUUAGUUUAGUGUGUGGCAUACACUCUACAACUGAUCUUCUGCCACCACUACAGGCAAUUGCAUUUCCAAAAAAUCUCUGUACUGUCUCUGGCUGUCCUGUGCUUUACGUUGUUACUGAAGGCACUUUUAUUUCUUUUUUAUUUUCUAAAAAGCCACUUCAGUGUUAUAUAAAACUCCUACAGAACAGUUCUAUAAAAGUUGUUCCAGAUGAAGGAUGAAAGGCCGGUGGAGGUGAUAAAACUGUGGAUUGUUUCUUGUCUUUUGAGCCGAGUCCCCCCACAGUCUGUCUCAUUCACCCAUUUCCUGAGUUCACUUCUUUUUUUUCUUUAUACUUACAGUUUCACUUUGACCACAAUUCAAUUCCCAGAAACAUAACGGUCAAUGCCAAUUGUCUUGGAAAAAUGCAAUGUGAUUCAACCGUCCGGGGGAGGGACACGGGGCCAAACCACCAUUCUUAUGUGCACAAAUGAAGUCACUCCCUACUCCGUCACAAACCACAACAUUAUAAAUCAUACAAGGGCAAAACAAAGAGCUUUUAGGCUAUUUUCAGAAACACAGUGGGAGAAAACUUUAAUGCAUGAAAGGAAGUUUAUGUAGAUUUUGCAUACAGCUGUAGAAGACAAAUGAGAAGUGACAGCAAUAACAAAACAAGUAGUUGAUCAACGCUACUAUUAUUUUUACAUUACGUUAGCAAAGGACUUGAUAAUGCACUGCUUCUUAUUGGAAAACAUGGGCUAUCUCCAUUUACUGUAAGAUGACCUUGAGCAGUGCCCCCUCCUGUGCUUACUUAUAGAAGAUAACUAUAAUGUUAUGAACACACAUUAUAUAAAUUCUCAUUACAUAGCAAAGUUAUACAAGGGCAAAACAACGAUCCAUUUUCAGCAGUUUGAAGAAUCUUAGCAGGAGGGAAUUUCUGGCCAGAGGGAAAGUGGAUUGUCAAUGUCUCCUAAUAUGGGGCGAUGUAAAACCAGAAAGAUAAAGUCACUCAGCUGCUGCCUUGUACUGUGUAAUUUUGAUUAAAACUAAACAAAUACUAAGCUAAACCUAUAGUCGUGUUUCUACGCCACAAAUCCCACCUCUGUUAUGAACAAGAUACUGAGAAUUAUUUUGUUGUAGAUACUCCGAAAUGGACAGAAAUAUAUGCUUUAUUAUUAUGAGUCACCACCAGUACUUUUUCUAUUUUUACAUGAAUGAAUAUGACAGUUUUAAUGUAUAUUUAUAUGCAAGAAACAGCUACAUAAUGAGCUGGGAUGUAAUUUUGUAAGUUUCUAUGCAAGAUAUAACUUUGAAAGAUAAGAAUGUAAAUAUUUUAUAGAUAUUUGUGUUACCACUCUCUCACCAAUUACAGGUACCGCCAGUGUUUUGUAUGGUUUUUUCACAUGUGUCUGAAAUACAGAGAUUCACAC
Periophthalmus magnuspinnatus is the source of this 5401-nucleotide messenger RNA. It is a transcript of the gene emilin1a, whose product is annotated as elastin microfibril interfacer 1a. The record is from RefSeq and is a predicted model, not a curated record. The transcript has 12 exons. Bases 193 to 3324 code for a protein of 1043 amino acids. Lineage: Eukaryota; Metazoa; Chordata; Actinopteri; Gobiiformes; Gobiidae. Gene Ontology annotation, molecular function: protein binding.